AUGAAGGUCGAAUUAGUCGUAUUCAUAUUACUACUUGCAUAUUCAGUGGCUUCUGAAAGCUAUCCCAGAAGCUACUUCAAGAGAGGGCAUCCGUGGAAGGAUGACGUUGUGAGACGACAUGCAAGAUCAGCUAGCAAGGAUUUGAACCUGAAAACGGAAAGCGAUUCGGAUCAUGGGAAUGACCAACUUUCUCCAACGCGACAAAGACGUAGCGCUACAGAAAAGAAGCAGAGAAACGUGAAAUUCACGAUAAUGUAUUUAUUUACUUUGAUGGCAAACAACCGAAAGAAAGAUACAGAAAAAUGGCUGGGCGGCGUGCUGCCAGCGUUCAAUGGAGAGCAGGGGCAAACAAGAUCAAAGAUAGCUUCCGCAACCACGACCACCAGCACCACAACAGUACCUCCAACAACCCCUCCGAAUAAAGAUUCGCCAACAUGCUUUGCUGGACAUGCAGCAUAUGUAGCGCAAGAAGAAGGCGGAUGUCCAUCAGCUAGCGAAUUCGUUUCCUCUGUGUGUCGCCCAUUCCAGGAUUGCAUGGGAGACAAACGAACGUCAUACUGGAUGUGUAAGCCAAUGUUAGUCGAUCUGUUCAGAGCUUAA
Messenger RNA from Cooperia oncophora, 600 nucleotides. Lineage: Eukaryota; Metazoa; Nematoda; Chromadorea; Rhabditida; Trichostrongylidae. The record is from the annotation of a GenBank genome assembly.